ACACUCCUGAGGGUAACCGAGCGUCCACUGCAACUAAACACUUGGAUACCCAACAGCACCCAGUAGACAAAAAAUAUGGUGGCUUCAUUAAAGCGGUAUGGGAGUUUUAUGAAGCGUUAUGGAGGAUUCAUGAAGAAGACUGCAGAGCUAUAUGGGCUGGAGCCAGAGGACGUUGACCAGGGCAGAGUAAUCCUGACUAAUCAUGAUGUUGAAAUGCUGACCAAUCAAGUUGAGGCUGAUGGUAGGAGGGAGGAGGAGGCUCUGACAGACGUCCAUAAUUCAAAGGGAGGAGCACAGGGUGUAAAGGGUAUGGCAAAAUGUUAUGGGGGCUUUAUGAAGAGGGGACCGUUUUAUGACUUGGAGAGUGGGGUUAAGGCACUACAAAAACGAUAUGGGGGCUUCAUGAGGCGUGUAGGUCGACCGCAGUGGUGGCAGGAGUCUAAACGCUAUGGAGACUUCUUAAAAUGCUCCCAAAAGGAAGAUGAAGAUGAAAAUUCAUCAGAAAUAGAAAAGAGGUAUGGUGGAUUCAUGGGAUAUUAAGAUGGUAUUUUCUGCUGUGCCCUAGUCCACUUCCUCUCUAGCCCCUUAGACACCACUUGAGAACCGACAAAGGAAACAUGCUUUAAAUGCGCUCAUAAUGUAUUAAUAAAGUGUUUGUUAUGUCUUUAUUGUGGUAAUAUGAUUUAAUGUGAAUAAGACUUAAAAGACCUCAAAGACCGUGGAUAUAUUGUCUUAACAUUACACAUUGAAUCUGAAUUCAAAAUUAUAUUUACAAGUUGUGUAGCAGAUUUUAAUAACCAGGAUUACCUACUUUUGAC
Sinocyclocheilus grahami is the source of this 818-nucleotide messenger RNA. RefSeq names its product proenkephalin b (gene penkb). Lineage: Eukaryota; Metazoa; Chordata; Actinopteri; Cypriniformes; Cyprinidae. Gene Ontology annotation, cellular component: neuronal cell body; axon terminus; dendrite. Bases 76 to 540 code for a protein of 154 amino acids. The transcript has a single exon. The record is from RefSeq and is a predicted model, not a curated record. Gene Ontology annotation, molecular function: opioid receptor binding. Gene Ontology annotation, biological process: sensory perception; chemical synaptic transmission; neuropeptide signaling pathway.